GAAGAAACACUGCACAACCGAGGGACCGAGUGAGUGAGACACAUGGAGAUUAAGAAAAACAGUAGAAAGAAGGACAUGUGACAGUGAAUACUGGAACUACCUGAACAGUGACAUUUUUACUUUGUAUGGGAGGCAGGAGACAAGACAUCUACUUGUGGAGAUGGGAAGCACGACCCCCACAGGGUACCUCAAUGUGAGUACAGCGACGACCAACAUGUCAGCAGUCCCACCUGAGAAUGAAGAGAGUUACAGUGAGGCAACAAUGAUCCUGCUGGGCAUGAUUAUGUCCUUACUCGUCUUGUGUAUUGUCUUUGGCAACAUCCUAGUAAUAACAGCGAUUGGCCGCUUCCAGCGUCUCCAAAAUGUCACCAACUGUUUCAUCACAUCCCUUGCCUGUGCUGACCUGGUCAUGGGUCUCAUUGUGGUUCCUUUUGGUGCCUGUUACAUUAUCUUUAAGACCUGGCACUUUGGUAGUUUUUGGUGUGAGUUCUGGACUGCCACUGAUGUGCUCUGUGUGACUGCAAGCAUUGAGACCCUGUGUGUCAUAGCUAUAGACCGUUAUUUGGCCAUCACUUCUCCCUUCCGCUACCAGUCGAUGCUGACCAAGGGCAAAGCUCGUAUUGUGGUUGUUCUGGUGUGGGUGAUUGCCGCCUUGAUAUCUUUCCUGCCCAUCCACAUGAAGUGGUGGAUAUCAGAUGAUAAGGAAGCUAAGAAGUGCAUUGAGGACAGUAACUGCUGCGAGUUCAACACCAACAUGGCUUACGCCAUCACCUCCUCUAUCAUCUCCUUCUACAUCCCUCUGGUCAUAAUGGUUUUUGUCUACAGUCGCGUUUUCCAGGAGGCCAAGCAGCAACUGAAGAAGAUUGACCAAAGUGUUGGACGUUUUCAUAACAGCAACAACAUCAACCUCAAAUCUCUGGAGGCCAACAACGGGCGAGGCAACAAGAAGGCCAAGUUUUGCCUGCGGGAACACAAAGCCCUAAAGACACUGGGCAUCAUCAUGGGGAUCUUCACUCUGUGCUGGCUGCCCUUCUUUCUGCUCAACGUGGUGGUGGCCAUAUGGAAGGUGGAUAACAUCGACCUCACCUUCAGGAUACUCAACUGGAUAGGUUAUGCGAACUCUGCCUUCAACCCGCUCAUUUACUGCCGCAGCCCUGAGUUCAGGUAUGCCUUCAAGGAACUCCUCUGCAUGAAGAUGAACCACCUCAGGAACCCUGCACCCGUGAAUGGAUACACCUACAGCAGGCAUAGCUGGCAGAGCGAACAGCAAGGGAGGAGUAAGGGCAGCUCAGAAGACAGUGAUGCCAAUGAAGGGUGUGUGGGGAAGGGAGCGAGGGUUUGCAGUGUGGACAGAGCAGUAGACCCCAACGGGAAUUGCAACAAAGGCCUAAUGACUGUAACAACUGUCCUUUAAACUGGGAUCCCUGAGAUUUGCAUCAACACGGCGAUCCAAACAUGUUUACACUGCUAUCACUAUCUUUUUCCAACUGACUGAUGAAGGUAAGGCCAGCCAAAUUGACUGGUAGUCUCUGGAGACUGCUUUAAAGUAAUCAUUAAUCAUGUUCUGCUGAGGAAAGAAUUUCUCUUCCUCAAAACAAUAAAUAGAUCACUUGUCCUUUUGUUACAUUUAGCAUUUUUAAUUUCAAUCUACCUCGUCAUAUCUUUUUCAAUAUUUCUGUCUUAACUGACUAUUAAAACAAUUUCACAUAAACUUACUGUCCACAGGAGUUACACCAGAGCAGGAUCUCAGCUGUUUAUUUACUCUACUAAAUGGUCUGUGUAUUGUAUAAUUGCUAAUUAUCUGGCUCCAGUUGAACUUGUGAGCAUGUUUCACUGAUCAGUGAUCUCACAAUUUACCAGCAUAAAAAGUUUUUGAAAUUCAAAGUAAAUAUGCUGGAGGCUGUAAAUUGCAUUCAGGCAUGCCAAUUCAGCAUGAAUAGUGAGUUCUUAUAUCCAUUAGAAAAUGGACAAGAAGUAUGGAAGGAUCUAAUUUAAUCCCUCUUUGGUGUUUUGUUUGAAGAAAUACAUUCCGCAUCAAGCAAAAUUUGAAAUUUUGGCUUCAUUUUUCAUUUCUCUUUCAGUCUUUUUUUAUGGAUUGUCUCAGUAUGAUAGAUGAUCAACAACAGGUGUGGCAGGAUCUCUCUCUCUCUCUCUCUCUCUCUCUCUCUCUCUCCUCAUUGCUCAGCAAUGUUGUGAGGCUCUGAUCCCUGCUCUAGUGUUUUACAGCCUUUUGCAUGGAGUUUCUGUUGCCAGCAGAUAGCACCAGAGACAUGAAGUUAUCUUCAUCUCACUAGCUCAAGCUUAGAAACGCCUAGGGCCAUCCUCUCUUAGUCAUAUGAUAAAUGAUUGCUAGUUUGUAUACACCAUGAUUCCGUUAUCAGCCCUAAAGGUAUCUCAUAUCUUUCAGUGCAAAGCACAUGGCAUUAUGGUUAAUGUGGUUAAUCCUGUGUAUUGACCUUUAAAGCUUGCAGCUGUUAUAUGCAUACAAUCAAAUGCACUUGUUUUGCUACUGCACAGCCUACCAGACAUGUCUUGCAUUCAGGCCACAGUAGCAACAAUAACAGUUGUCCCUUUUGUUGCACAAGCCCUGUUUGUUUAUUACAUUUUGUGGUUGCUGUGUUUCAGCAUGUACAGGGUUUACUGAAACUGAAGCCGUUUCCUUAGGCAUGGCACAAGGGUACAAACCACACAAUAAUAAACAGUGCAGUCAAAAUAGCCAAGUGAUAACGAAGUUCCAGGCCUGAGACGUAGUGGCAGGGACUACUCGGGCAGAUAAACGGAGAUGAGAAAAACUCCUGCACUCCAGCACUCCUGAGCAGUGCACCUUGGUCACUGCUCCCUGACAAUUCCCAGAGUCUCCUCACUGUAAACGGAUGUCUAGAUCUUUAUGAAAUCAGUCUAAUAUUUGGAUAAGACACUCACGCAGUUGUUUCCGUCAGUAUCCUUUAGACGCUGCUUGGUUUGCAUUCUCCAGGAAAUGCCCCAAUCCAGCUGACCCAGCCCAAUAAACAUGAGUAAAUCCAUUAUCUCUGCCAUUUAGCUGGGGAAUCAAAUAAUUUCCUCUUAAAAACAACGCUGAAAUAGCUUAGUAGAUUACAAAGUUCCCAAUUUGCAGGUUGUGAUGGGAUCCAAAGGGCCAACCUGAAAUGAGACUCUCUUUCUAAUCACAGGCUCCUGAAAAUGUCCCUUUUUGACUUACGCAAGCACUAAUGGAAAAGACGCACUUAGCAAGCAAGGCUUGAAUUGGAGAUUUCACCCGCUUUUCCCACACUAAAUGGCUGGCGAGACCACUGCUCUCAAGAGGAGAAAUUGAGCUGUUGAUGCAGAUGUAACCCCCUUUCUGCAGUCAGUUUGGCUAUCUCUAGUAUGUUCUGAUCAAAGUGACAGCAUGCUAAAUGUGGCUACUGAAGGCAGUGGAGGGGGGAGGGGGGCUGUUGCAGGGAUUCUCUGCCAGUCUAAAUCGGUGUUAGUGACCUGUGUUUUAGUGCAUGUAGCGUUGCCUCUGGAGUAAGGUCAGCUGACACUGUCUAAACUGUGAACUUUGUUCCCUCAGAGGAAUCUCUGUGUACUGUAUCGCUAGGUUUGGUCAGCACUGUUGUCAUAGACCAUAGGGACAGACGUAAACACGGUGUCAUCAUACGUCAAUAUUUGCCAUGUGAAAAACAAGCUUUCCAGUAUGUGUUUUUUUUUUUCUGUUUUUCCUUUUCAUGGAUUUACAGCAAAGUAAAUGCAGGGGUUGAAUGUCAUAAAAAAUGUUCUCCAGAUUUUUUGCCCCAACUUUUUCACUGUACAGCAUGUGCAAAGCACAAACCAGAUAUAGAUUCUAGACCAAGAUUUUGAUAUAUGACUAUAAUAUUUAAUAAAUAACAUUUAAUUCAUGCA
Molecule: messenger RNA, 3882 nt
Organism: Micropterus salmoides (largemouth bass)
Lineage: Eukaryota; Metazoa; Chordata; Actinopteri; Centrarchiformes; Centrarchidae
Product: beta-2 adrenergic receptor-like
Exons: 2
Coding region: 161-1414 (417 amino acids)
Biological process (GO): adenylate cyclase-activating adrenergic receptor signaling pathway; negative regulation of smooth muscle contraction; norepinephrine-epinephrine-mediated vasodilation involved in regulation of systemic arterial blood pressure
Cellular component (GO): membrane
Molecular function (GO): beta2-adrenergic receptor activity; norepinephrine binding
Source: RefSeq, a predicted model, not a curated record